AAACACUCUCAGAUCCCAAACAGUCGCAGUUAACCAAAUCUCAGUUCCAGAUAGCAACCACCAUGACUCGUCCUGCUCAACUGACUCACCUCACUGUUCUUCUUCUUCUUGUUCUAGCUACAACAGUAUCAGCCAGGCCGGGGUUUCUCUUCACUCGGACCACGGGGCGGUGCACGCCGGACUACUGGGGCAGCAGGGUGGAGUCGUGGCCGAGGAUGGUGCCGCAGACAUCGACGGUGUCCAAGGUGUUCGGGUCCAGAGCCUACGAGCGGUACAGAUCCGAUCUGACGCUCAUGGAAGCGACGGCCAGGAGCGACGACGAGUAUAACGUGUUCCCCAGGCUGCUGAAGCAGGCCAGCGCGGCGCUGAUCAACUCGUACGCAAGGAAGGGCUUCCCGUACUCGGCAUGGGAGGUGAAGACGAGGCUCAUACAGGGCUUGGUGUCCGAGAAGGCGGCGGCGCGUCAGGCCCGGCUGUUCUAUCAGGCCAAUGAGGCUUGUGAUCUCCACUAGCUAGGCUUGGUCGCUAGCGCUGUUGGUUUCUAGUACUAAUAGGCUUUGUUCGAUCUUCGUGAUCGACUGUGUAAUGUUCCAACUGAUGGGUUCUUGUUCUACAGUGGAAUCAAAACAAUGGUCUUUGUUGU
Argentina anserina (silverweed cinquefoil) is the source of this 643-nucleotide messenger RNA. RefSeq lists its product as uncharacterized. The coding region runs from base 63 to 512 and encodes 149 amino acids. Lineage: Eukaryota; Viridiplantae; Streptophyta; Magnoliopsida; Rosales; Rosaceae. The transcript has a single exon. The record is from RefSeq and is a predicted model, not a curated record.